Molecule: messenger RNA, 6774 nt
Organism: Larimichthys crocea (large yellow croaker)
Lineage: Eukaryota; Metazoa; Chordata; Actinopteri; Sciaenidae
Gene: ankrd50l
Product: ankyrin repeat domain 50-like
Exons: 4
Coding region: 875-5086 (1403 amino acids)
Cellular component (GO): cytoplasm
Molecular function (GO): protein binding
Source: RefSeq, a predicted model, not a curated record
AAUAAAGGAAUAAAAACGUUAAAGUUUUACCUGUUAAAUCAAAAUAAGACUUCACUUCUGAAGUCAUCACCUUUGAAUCUUUGUAUAAUGUUAUUUUUGGUUCACCAUGACGUUUUUUUUUUCAUCUUCAUCUUUUUUUUUUUAUCUGGCAGAAAUUGACUUCCAUACUCUUAGACUAAAACUAAGUGGGCUCCAGUCUGACAUAUGUGUGUGAAUCCAGCCCCACAGAGGAUGUCCUUGCAACACAGUCCAUUAAUUUUUUUUUUCUUUCUCUCUCCUCUCGAGCAUUUGAGAGUGAGCAAGGAAGCAGAAAGAGCAGAGCCUCCGAGAGGCGGAGUGCGAGGAAAUGUCGGCUGUUUGACAGGAACACAACAUCUGUAUGAGAGACAAAACAAUACAUCCACCUUUUAAUGUGAUGGUAUGGAGGACUGUGGGAGUGGAUGCACGUGAUUGUAUCCGGUAAAGUGCGGCGGGUUCGUCGGUAAGGAGAGUGAAAGGAGGCAGAGCAGCGAGAUGCAGAGCGUUUGUGUCAGCUCGGCUAUCCAAGAGAGGACGUGAUGACCGGCGGUGACCAUGGAUCCUCCUGUUUGCUCUGGCGCCUCGAACCAAGACAAACGCGACAAACCCGAGUAAAGAAAAUGAAGAGGUGAACCUCUGGCUGACGUUCUGCGAGCCUUACAUCUGAAAACCUGAAAGGGAAGGACAGCUGCUGAUAUUAAUCACCUAAUGCAACGCUUUCAGGAACUGACAGUGUGAGGAAGUAACCAGGUAUUUCCCAGAGGUGUCAUCUGCUGCAGCUCAACCUGAAAGUAAAAAAGAAAAAUCGCUGGAGGAGCAUGGGCCGUGGAGUUCAGAGCAGCGAGUUGUCCCCUGGAUGUCACACCCCCAGGAACAAAUGAGCAGCAGCGGAUUUGGCAGCAGCUCCAGCUUGCUCCAGGGCCGGCGUUUCUACUGUCGGGAAUGGGCCCUGGACAAGCUGCGCCGCUGCCUGGACACCCGCUCCGUGCCGGGACAGCCGCCAGGGGUGCUGGUGACUGGGGGCCCUGGUGCCGGAAAAACUGCCCUGUGCACUGAGGUGGUGUGGCCCACUUCGAAGGCAGGCCUGGCGAUCGGGCUGGCACCGCGCUGCCUAGCCUACCACUUUUGCCAGAGGGAGGACCAGAGGAGUACGGUGGUGUGGAGGUUUGUCCUGGGCCUCGUGGAACAGCUGAUGGCCUCACCUCUUCUCUCUCCUGGGUACAAAGAGAUCCUCAACAGCCCGUCUGUAUCCCCCACUCUGGAGCCUCUCAGCUGUCAAAGAAACCCUGAUGACACCUUCAAGAGAGCAGUGUUGGGACCCCUGUUGGACCUUCCUCCUCCUGCCCAGACUCUGAUGGUGGUGGUGGACUCCCUGGACGUGGGAUAUGGAGCAGGUGAAGGACGUGGGAAGUGCAGAUCCAUUGCAGAGCUCCUGGCUGCUAAUCAACACCUGCUGCCCAGCUGGCUGCUGCUGGUCUGCUCCGUCCGCCGCCACAACAAGGCCGUCUGCAAGAUGUUCUCAGGUUUCCGUAAGCUCUGUCUGGAUGAUCUACGGAAGCCCCCGCCAGUCCGUGAUGUGCAGCAGUACAUCCUCUGCCGGCUGGAUGAAGAAGCAGCACUUCGGCGUCAGCUCACCCCUGACACGGCUGACAUGCUGAAUCUGCUGCACAUCAAGAGCGGCGGCUGCUUGCUCUUCCUUGAGCGUGUGCUGGAUGGUGUGGCAGGUGCACUGGUGGGUCUCCGGGAGAUCCGGGACAUCCCUGGGACCCUCAACGGCCUCUACCUGUGGUUGUGCCAAAGACUGUUUCCCAGGGGGCUGUUUGUCUAUGUCAGGCCUCUCCUCAAUGUCCUCUUGGCUGCCCCAAGCCCACUCACACCCCAGCAACUGUUCACAGCAGCCUGGACACACGACAACAUGCUCAGCCUCCAGGACUUCCAGAACAAGCUCCGAACACUCUCUCCUCUCCUGAUCGAUGGCCCUGGAAGCACCAAACUACUUUUUCAUGCCAGCUUUGCUGAGUGGCUGAUGGAUGUUAAGUAUUGCACACAGAAGUACCUCUGUAGCAGAACAGAAGGUCACAGCAUGCUUGCCAUGGCUCUGACUUUGCAGGGACCCCACCUGGACAUUGAAGACACUUGCCAGCUAGCCACACAUUUAGUUUGCUCAGGUCACCAUAAGAAUAACCCCUCACUAUUGGCACUGUGGAUGCUGUGGAUAGGUGUGCCUGCUUUUACUCCUAGUGACAGUAGUGCCCUCAGCACAUCCUUAAACCAGCCUCCUGUUCUGGUCAGUCAAGAAGUUCUUCAGCUGUUAACGAAGAGCGGGCUCGUCUCUGCAUCCUUUUUCUCAGAUGCAGACCCAAGUGUGGGUGUGCAUUGUAUAGGUGAAGAGGAAGCUAAUUUAAGACAGGCAUUUGAAAAGGAGAUGUCUGUAAAGAAGCUGCUAGAGAGUGGGGUGUCCGUAAACCAGCCAUCUACAGAUGGACAGACCUUGCUUGCAAGCGUAGCCCACGAGGGUUCUGCAAAUGUAGCCGAACUUCUCCUGACACGCGGAUCUGAUCCCCUGGAGAGUGAUCAUCAGGGUCAAACACCGCUGACUUUGGCUUCCCGGCAGGGUCACGUCAAAGUGUUGACUGUGCUCCUGGAAUGGGCCAAGAACCAGGAACCAGAAACUGCAGUGCAGAUGAUGGAGCAUGUUGACAAUGAAGGCUGGACCGCACUGCGCUCUGCAGCCUGGGGAGGACACAGUGAGGCUGUCCGGAUUCUGCUAGAUGCAGGAGCAGAUGUGGAUGGAUGUGACGGUGAGGGACGGACUGCUCUUAGAGCUGCUGCGUGGGGGGGUCAUGAUGAAAUCGUCCUGACGCUGUUGGACUAUGGGGCACAGGUUGAUAAAGCUGACAGUAAGGGCCGUACGCCACUUAUUGCUGCUGCCUAUAUGGGACAUCAAGAAGCUGUGGAAAUACUGCUGGACCACAAUGCAAAAGUUGACUUAGCUGAUGGAGAUGGGCGCACUGCUCUGUCAGUCGCUGCCCUCUGUGUCCCUACAGCAGCUGGAGUCAAAGGUUAUGGUGAGGUAGCAAGUCUGUUACUGGAGCGUGGAGCAGAUCCAGGACACAGAGACCAUGACGGAAUGACACCAUUGCUUCUUGCAGCGUACGAGGGCCAUGAUGACGUAGUUGAGCUUUUAUUAGAAGCUGGUGCUGAUGUAGAUGAGACUGCCGGUCCUGACGGCAAUGUCUCUGCUGCGGCUGCUGUCACUCCCCUGCUGGCAGCUGCAGCGAUGGGCCACAUGAGGACAGUGUCACGGCUGCUUUUCUGGGGAGCAGCUGUAGACGCCAUCGAUUGUGAAGGAAGGACGGCACUCUGCCUGGCGGCAGCAAGAGGCAGCAUUGAGGUUGUCCGUGCCCUGCUGGACCGAGGCCUGGACGAGAACCACAAGGAUGACCUUGGUUGGACUCCACUGCACGCUGCUGCCUGUGAAGGCCAUCGAGCUGUGUGUGCUGCUUUGACGGAGCGAGGUAGCAUGGCACGUGUCGGAGAGAUGGACAUUGAAGGACGUACGCCUCUUAUUCUGGCAGCACAGGAAGGUCACUGGAGCUCUGUCAGGCUGUUGUUGGACAGACGAUCUCCCAUUGACCACAGGGCGUACGAUGGACAUUCUUCCUUGAGUGCUGCCCUCCUUGAGGGCCAUGCUGAGGUUGCAGAACUGCUCAUGAGGCGAGGAGCCGAUACAGAUGUCCGGGACGCAGAGGGAAGACCCUUGCUCUACCUCCUGGUGCUUGAGGGUGGCCUCGAAAUGGCUACUCUCCUCAUAGAGAAAGGCGGGGUGCCUAUGGAGUCCCGAGACUCAGAGGGCCGCACAGCGCUCCAUGUGGCCUCCUGGCAGGGAUCUGUAGAGAUGGUAGACCUACUUUUAAAGCACGGGGCAAACCCCAAUGCACAGGAUACAGAGGGAAGACCACCAGUGCAUUCAGUGGCUUGGACAGGACAUGCUGAAGUAGGACACCACCUCCUAGGAGCCAAUGGUGUCAAUAUAGAUCUUGCUUGCCACCAGGGUGCAACAGCUCUGAGCAUCGCGGCUCAGGUGGGACAUGCUAAUAUUGUUGCAAUGCUUCUGGAAAGAGGUGCAAAUCCUGAUCACAUGGAUAAAUAUGGCCGUACUCCUGUCAAAGUGGCUGGGAAACACGGUCACUUUAACAUUGUCAGGCUCUUGGAGAGCUACGGAGCCAAGCCAUAUGUAGGCCUGUUGCCUAACUCUGGUACCUUCUCCCCUGUGAAACCCACCAAGAUGCUCUUCUCAGGCAUCUCAGAGAGUAAUGGAGGUGAAGGCACAGCCAUGACCUCUUCCUCUUCAGUAUCUUCUCCUGGCUCCACUGCAGAACGAUUCCACUCAAUGCAGAGCUCCCAAACCUCAUCUACCUGCCACUCGCUGGCGACGGUGCAGACGGUGCCAGCUGACAGCCUCAGCUUCAUUCAGCAGAUCCAACAGCACUCACUGCCUCGCAGUCGUAGCCGUCCCUCCACUCUCCCCCCACCAGGGAGCUCAGGCAUGGGCAGCCUCCAUGGAAGUAGCCAGAGGCAUCCCAAAGGCAGCUCUCCUCCCACUGUUUGCACAGUCACUGCCAUGGUGCACAACUGCGAACUGCCUCCGAAAGGCUUGUCGUCUGGACUUGAAUAUCACGACAAACUGAACAAACAAAACUCAAACUUGAUAAAAGCUGACAGGACUACUUACGCUGGUGGGAAAUGGCACUCUGUCAUGGCUUCUCUUGGGAUCAUGCCAGGCCAAGACAGUCCUGCAGUAGGUGCUAAAAACAGAGACAGUCCUCCUCUGGGCUACCCUUACAGGUUACAGAGCCCACUUCAAGGGGAAGCUUGGGAUUCUCUACCCCAGAAGAACAUUUUGUCACCUGCUUGCUACAAUUUUAGCCCAGACCCACCUUGUAGUGCCUUGCCAGAGGGUGUUAUGACAACCACAGACCCACAACUUAAUCUGAAACAGGCCAUCAAACUUCAGUUUGAGGGUCCCACCAGUGCAGCCUUAUACAAGAGAGAGACACCCCUGUGACCAAACUUUACAAACCUUUUCUUUUACUUCGUUGCAGUACGUCAGUUUGUGCUGAACCAAUGUAUCCAGUAAAACUAAAUACUUGCUGGUUCCAAUGUCUCCAGUGUUAAUUAGUGUAAAUUAGGGUUUAGUCAUUUAUUUUAAGAAAACAAUUGACCAAAAACAGAAAUAGUCCUUAGUUGCCCACAGUGUUUUAUUUUGUGGUGGAGCAUUCACAGAAAUUAAAAUUGUAAUGACGACAUCUUUGUUUUAGUUGGUGGUUCUUCAGCUCAUGGAGAAAGCCGUUUCUACGGUGUACAAUGACUUUCUGGGUUCAGAUGAGAGAGGAAGCGAUUCCUUUCUCCACCCCUCUCCACAAAUUGAGAGGAAACACAAACUCAAUGACAUGAAAGCUUACAUUCCUGCCUUUCCGUCUCACUCCUGCCUGUCUUGUGUGUUGAGCAGGGCUCUCACAGACAGGAGACCAUGCUUUAGAGUGUAAAGUUCUACAGUAACACUCCCUCUUAUGGAACACAACUGUCUAGGCUGGGUUAUGCUAUAUUUGUAAAAAAUUUUGCUUGUAAAAAAAUACCUUUUUCUAAGCAGUAAAUGUUGUUUAAGAGCUUUAAGCUUGUGGCCUUGAUCUUUAUUGAAGCCUUUGAUAUUUACUAUAAACUGGCCUUCAUCCCCCAUAUGUCCGUCAGUGACGACCAAAAACAGAGAAGCAAGCCUACCAAAGCUCGACCCAGUGUGUGGUUUAUGAUACAAAUUAUAAAAGACAGCCAAGUUUGCUGAACCAAUUUGGCUCUCUCGCAGUGUGUCUGUGUGCAGGCAGGAAGCAAAGGGAAAAUUGGACCAUAAAAACUGAGGGUGGAUGUUGGAGGUUGGUGAUCCAAACUUGUAUGUGGCCUGAAAAAAUGUCUAGUUCUAUAUCAUUUUUUUCAUUGGAUUAAUAUUUAAUACAUUCACUCAUUAAAAAGGCAAACUGUGGCAUAUGUCUACCUCUACUUAUUUGUCAAUGUGUCCAAGUGUUUAAAUGUUUUAUUUCACUCACUUUACAACUAAAUGUCACGGAUAGCUUCUGAUGUGUUAGCAUCAUGCAGAGAUGAAAGUCUGGCAGCGGGCUGAUGGUGGCCACAUGGGACUAUAAAACCAAGCUCUACUGGACAGUUUUGAAGGAGAAAGCAGGUCUCUGCAGACAGGUCCAAAAGUGAUUUAGCCUGCUUUGUUCUGACAGUUUUACCUGUGAGGUAUUUGGACCUUGGGAACUGCAUUUCAGAACUGCAUUUUAUCAUCAUAGGUGCCUAGAUGAAGGUUUAGUGCCUGAAAGGCUCUAUUAUUUAAUACUUGCAUUAGACUUGAGUGCACGGAGCCUUUCUUUCAUUCAUUUUCAGUUGUGUUGAGUGUUUUGGCCUUCUUGUAACAACUGCAUUGUGUUGUGUGUGUGAGUGUGUGUGUGUGUGUGUGAGUGAAGUGAUUUUAUCAAAUUGACUCCCACAGUCAUGUUUUUCACUGAAUUACGAUGAAUCUACAAUACAAUUAAAUACAAAUAAGUGUUAUUGACUCUGUUGUAUUUGACAUGGGCAGUUCUCAGCAAAUCCCUUUAUCUCCAGCUCUCUGAUUACUGAUUUUGUGUUUGUAUAGAAAGUUAAAUGCCCCCCUCCUCUUCCUAGCCUUGAGCUGUGCUCUUUACCACUUGCAAUUCAGUG